Sinocyclocheilus grahami is the source of this 2701-nucleotide messenger RNA. RefSeq names its product leucine-rich repeat neuronal protein 1-like. The record is from RefSeq and is a predicted model, not a curated record. The transcript is spliced from 2 exons. NCBI's taxonomy places the organism in Eukaryota, Metazoa, Chordata, Actinopteri, Cypriniformes, Cyprinidae. The coding region runs from base 686 to 2701 and encodes 671 amino acids. Gene Ontology annotation, molecular function: protein binding.
GUGACAGCCACCGGCUAGCAACCAAUCGGCUGCUCGGGAAUCAGCUGACUCGCCUGGACAGCGCCAGGUGCUGUCAUCAUAUUUUCAUUGGAGACGCAGCACGGGCUCCACAGUAACACAGAGACACUGCGGAUGGGAGCCAGUCAGCGGAUUCCCGUUGCAAGGAUCCAUGCAAAACCUGACCAUGCGCUUGGCGAAGGUUGCACAUGAAUAUUCGCGGAGUGGAUGUAAGGAAACGAUGCCACUGUGAAGCAGUUAAUUAUACAGAACUUACGAGCGACGUGAUGGUAUUUAUUAUCUAUGGAUUUUGUUUCAGUGCUCAUUCGCAAGGACAUAUAUACUGUUUCUAGAUACUAUAAGUGCAUGCAUCAGUCAGCUCGGAGGGAGGACUUCAAUGCCAUUCGGAACGUGUAGGCUGGCAAACCAAAGAGGUCAACUCUCCAGUCCAAGUUUCAAGCUGUGAGAAAGUUUCAAACCUAUGAGGAAGUUUCAAACCUAUAUGAGCCCACGGGAACUACACCCUUUUAAAUCUUUCGGAAGCUCUUUGACUCCACUGUUCAAGCUUUCAGAGGGAUAAAAGGGCUAUUCUGCAACACUUCUAUUGAAUGAGAAUCUCACCUCACCAUCUUUUUGGCGCUAUAGGAAUUCCAGCUCAGAUCUGAGAGGAUAAACACUUACAGUCAGAAUGGCAAGAGGGACUUUCUUUUUUGUUGUGCAGGGCCAGAUUUAUUUAAUCCUGCUUCUGGCUUUACUUGGCCUCUCUUCAGUUCAGAGUACAGAAUGUCCGCAGCUUUGUGUGUGCGAGAUCCGGCCUUGGUUCACUCCCCAGUCCACCUACAGAGAAGCAACUACUGUUGAUUGCAAUGACCUUCACCUUACACGCAUCCCCGGGAACCUGUCCGCUGACACGCAGGUGUUGCUUCUGCAAAGUAACUAUAUUGCCAGAACUAGUGAGGAACUGGAGCAGUUAUUGAAUCUCACAGAACUUGACCUGUCCCAGAACAACUUCAGCAACAUCCAGGAUAUCGGCUUGACCAACAUGUCACAACUCACAACGCUUCACCUGGAGGAGAACCAAAUAGUCGAGAUGCCUGACUUCAGUUUGCAAGAUCUCACCAAUCUACAGGAGCUGUACAUUAAUCACAAUCAGAUCAGCUCCAUUGCACCCAAUGCCUUCGCCGGAUUGCGUAACCUUCUGAGACUCCACCUGAACUCCAACAGACUCAAGGCCAUUGACAGUCGCUGGUUUGAAUCAACCCCCAACCUGGAGAUCCUGAUGAUUGGGGAAAAUCCUGUGGUCGGCAUCCUGGAUUUGAACUUCAAACCUCUCACCAACUUGAGAAGCCUGGUCCUGGCAGGAAUGGAGCUCACUGAUAUCCCAGGCAAUGCGUUUAUUGGACUAGACAACCUAGAGAGUCUCUCCUUCUAUGAUAAUAAACUGGUUCGGGUGCCACAGACUGCUCUGCAGAAGCUUCCAAACCUGAAAUUUCUGGAUUUGAACAAGAAUCCAAUACAUAAAAUUCAAGAGAGGGACUUUAAGAACAUGCUGAGACUGAAAGAACUUGGCAUUAACAACAUGGGAGAACUUGUGUCCAUUGAUCGCUUUGCCCUGGAUAACCUCCCAGAGCUGACCAAACUCGAAGCCACCAACAACCCCAAGUUUUCCUACGUGAGCCGUUUAGCAUUCCGUGACUUGCCAUCACUAGAGAGUCUAAUGCUCAAUAACAAUGCUCUAAACUCCCUCUACCAAGCAACGGCGGAUUCCCUGCCCAACCUGAGGGAGAUCAGUAUCCAUAGCAACCCGCUGCGCUGUGACUGUGUAAUUCAAUGGAUGAGCUCAAACCUGACAAACAUUCGAUUUAUGGAGCCUCUUUCCAUGUUCUGUGCAAUGCCACUUGAGGUUAGAGGUCAGCGUGUGAAAGACGUACUUUCUCGUGAAUCUUCAGGCCAGUGUCUGCCAAUGAUCUCUCAUGACACAUUCCCCAAUCACCUCAACCUUGAUAUCGGGAUGACAGUAAAUCUGGACUGUCGUGCUAUGGCUGAGCCUGAACCAGAAAUAUACUGGGUGACCCCAUCUGGUAACAAAGUCAUGAUGGAUACAGUGUCCGAUAAAUACCAACUUAACCGUGCAGGAACUCUGCGCAUAUCCCACAUUCAGGUGGACGACUCUGGCCACUACACCUGUGUGGCUCAGAAUACAGAAGGAGCGGACACUCGGGUGACUGCCAUUCGAGUCAACGGGACUCUUCUGGAUAGCACCCAGCUUAUGAAGAUCUACGUGAAACACACAGAGUCCCACUCAAUUUUAGUGUCCUGGAAAGUGAACUCCAAUGUCAUGAUGUCCAAUCUGAAGUGGUCAUCCGCCACCAUGAAAAUUGACAACCCUCACAUCACCUAUACGGCUAAAGUUCCUGUAGAUGUUCAUGAGUACAACCUCACACACCUUCAGCCGGCCACUGAGUAUGAGGUCUGUCUCUCGGUCUCCAAUAUCCACCAGCAGACCCAGAAGUCAUGUGUUAACGUCACAACCAAGCAUGCUACAUUUGCGGUGGAGAUCUCUGAGCAAGGCACCAAUACGGCUCUGGCGGCAGUCAUGGGCACAAUACUGGCCAUCAUCAGCCUGGGCUCAAUCACGGUAUACAUUGCAAAGAGAUGGAAGAGGAAGAACUACCAUAGAGACACAAGUGGAGCAUUAUUUUAG